Molecule: messenger RNA, 1104 nt
Organism: Leptosomus discolor (cuckoo roller)
Lineage: Eukaryota; Metazoa; Chordata; Aves; Leptosomiformes; Leptosomidae
Source: RefSeq, a predicted model, not a curated record
AUGAAUCCUCCCUUAAUGAUGAAAAAGAUGCUGUGGUGGUACAGCUGUCGGCACAGGGAGAGAAGAGAAGGUGAUGUGGACUGGUCCAUCUGUAAUAAAGACUUAGAGGCACAGAUCUCCAACUACGCAAGCGUGAGGCACACCAGUAUGCGGUACUACACGGCUGAUAAAAACGUUACCUGUAGAAAUUGUGGUAGACCAGGUCAUUUGUCCAAGAACUGUCCAACUCCAAAGAAAGUUCCCCCUUGUUGCUUGUGCGCAGAAAGAGGUCAUCUACAAAACAGUUGCCCAGCACGUUUUUGUUUGAACUGCUGUUUGCCUGGCCACUACUUCAGGGAAUGUCUUGAGAGAGCCUAUUGGAAUAAACACUGCAGUCGCUGCGAUAUGAAGGGGCAUUAUGCUGAUGCUUGCCCAGAAAUAUGGAGGCAGUAUCACCUAACAACAAAGCCAGGACCAAUCAAGGCAGACUGUUCUCACUCUGAGCGCUCUGCUUCAGCGUACUGCUACAACUGUUCCCGGAAAGGGCACUUUGGACAUGAGUGCUCAGAAAAGCGGAUGCAUGGGAGCAUGUUCCCUGCUUCUCCAUUUGUCUGCUGCUACGAUGAUGAAUACGAGAUCAAGAGAAGAGUGAAAAGAUUAAAAAGAAAGGUUGCAGAACUGCAGGAAGCCGGCCUUCUGCCAGAACAGUCAGAGAUGCCAUGGCAGGAAGAAGAACAUGGGGGGCACAGGCAUAAGCAGAAGAGAAAGCCUUGGAAAGAACAUGGGAAACAUAAAAAAGAUGGCAAGUGUCACAAAAAGAUGAAGAUGUCCCGGGCAGAGAAACCCAGAGAAGAGAGACACAGAAGUGAUGCUGAAAUGCACCAUCAUUUCGAGGAGGACUUCCCUAGAGGGUGUAAAAGGCAGGCGUGGAAGGGCAGCAAAAUCCGUCACAAGUCCAUUUUCCAGGCAUUCCCAGGCAGCAAGACUGCAUAUGCGCAGGAGCCUCUGGAAGGUGCUAAAAAGAAGAAGAAAUGGAAAAAGCAGAAGGACGCUAGUCCUGAUAUCAAUGAGAAUUUAUUCCUCAUCAAACAGAGGAGGAAGAAGUCCAAACAGAAGUCCUGGUGA